CACACACACACACAGAGACACACACACACACACACACACAGACACACACACACACACACAAUCCGAGCUGGACGGUGCCUAGAUUCACCCACACACACCCACACGGGUAUCUGUGUGCAUCACCCUCAGCCCGCCUCCCAUUCUAUAAAAUCCAUCUCCCUCUCCAAAUCAACAAACACACACCAUUUUCAUCCUAACUUCACAAAAAGCGUAAGCACGACUUUCCCUAAAAGUGGAGGCGGAAAAUCAAAAUCAAGAAAAAGCGUCAAUUAUGCAGAGAGUCAAAGGGUGGUUCAAGGCCAGCUUCGAGAAGAUCUCGAGCGCGGUCGCCAGCGUCGGAAAUGAAGGCAAGAGACUAGCGAAAGAAGAUCUGAGAAGAGUCGUCCACGCAUUCAAAGUCGGGUUAGCCAUAGCCGCGAUCUCUCUGCUCUACUACUUCGACUUCUUCUUCGACGGAUUCGGUGUCAACGCAAUGUGGGCCGUCAUGACCGUCGUCGUCGUCUUCGAGUUUUCCGUUGGAGCGACUUUGGGGAAAGGAGUGAACCGAGCGCUCGCGACGUUGCUGGGCGGAGCGCUGGGUGUUGGGACGCACGAUUUGGCCAGCUUGGCACCAGAGAAAGUCGAGGUCAUUUUGAUCGGGGUGUCUGUUUGUAUUAUAGCUGCCACGGCGACAUUUUGCCGAUUCUUUCCGAAUAUUAGGGCAAGAUACGAUUAUGGGUUUCUAGUGUUCAUCCUGACGUUUAGUCUGAUAUCUGUGUCUGGGUAUCGAGACGAUGUCGUAUUUGACAUGGCGUACCGGCGGCUAACCACCAUCUUGAUCGGCGGCUGCGUCGCCAUUUUGAUCUGCAUUUUUGUCCGCCCCGUUUGGGCAGGCAAAGAUCUUCAUCGACACACCGCCGCCAAUAUUGAGAAACUAGCAUGCUACUUAGAAGCUUUUGGACGUGUAUACUUCCAAGAAUCAUACGACAAAAAUCUAGCACAACUCAAAGAUUUCAAAAGUGUACUCAUAUCCAAAGGCACAGAGGACUCAUUGGUUAAUUUUGCGCGGUGGGAGCCGAGGCACGGCAAGUUCCGGUACCGUCACCCGUGGAACCAGUACCUCAAGAUCGGGUCGGGCACCCGGGAAUGCGCGUACAAGAUCGACGCGCUCAAUUGCUACCUCGUCUCGGACGUGCAGACGCCGUUGGAGCUUCGUACGAAGAUCCAAGACUUCUGCACAAAGAUCAGCUCUGAAUGCGCCUUAGCCCUAACGGACGUCGCGAUCGGGCUUCGGACGAUGACUUGCCCCGUGGCCAGCGAGAAACACAUCGCAGAGGCGAAGGCCGCGGGCAAGACCCUAAAGGCCCUGCUGAAAACAGGGUUAUGGCACGACACUGAGUUCCUCGACAUAGUCCCGGUGGUGACGGUGGCGUCCCUACUAAUCGAGAUCGUCGCGUGCACAACGAAGAUCGCGGACUCUGUGGAGGUACUCGCGACGAAGGCAAAGUUCAAGAAACCCGACCCGGAGAUGAACCGGCAGGCUAGUAGGGAGAAGGUGAAGAGGAGCCCUAGUAUUGAAGCAUCACAUAGUGUCAACAUUGUGUAUGAGUGAUUAAUACAUAUGUGGUGGAAAAUAAACAAGAAUCAUCAAUCGCUUUGCAUUUUAGUACAUGUGAAAUAAAUGUAUGUGAGGAGAUUGGUUGAUGUUUAGGGAGUAAUUGUGAAAAUUUUGGAUCUCCUUUUAUUGCUCCCAUUUUGGUGGGACAUUUUGUGAUA
Molecule: messenger RNA, 1755 nt
Organism: Salvia splendens (bonfire salvia)
Lineage: Eukaryota; Viridiplantae; Streptophyta; Magnoliopsida; Lamiales; Lamiaceae
Product: aluminum-activated malate transporter 2
Exons: 5
Coding region: 272-1591 (439 amino acids)
Biological process (GO): malate transport
Source: RefSeq, a predicted model, not a curated record